Messenger RNA from Opisthorchis viverrini, 579 nucleotides. RefSeq lists its product as hypothetical. The transcript is spliced from 4 exons. NCBI's taxonomy places the organism in Eukaryota, Metazoa, Platyhelminthes, Trematoda, Opisthorchiida, Opisthorchiidae. The record is from RefSeq and is a predicted model, not a curated record. Bases 1 to 579 code for a protein of 192 amino acids.
AUGACCGGCAGUAUUUGUUCCUGUCUCAAAGAUCCGUUCAUUGCUGCCACCUCCACCUCUUUGGGUGCAUUACAGCAGAUCACGACGCUGGAUACUCCAUUUUCACUUGGACAUUCAAAAGCCCUUGACCAGGUCCCUACUGCCUCCCUGCUACACAAUCUUAAUACCGUUGGCAUCAAUGGGAACUUAUGUCAGUGGUUCGCCUCCUACUUAGCAGACAGGAUGCAACUAACGCGAGACUUAGAUUCACUGACUCGCUGUUCAAACGACUAUGGCGUAGGCUUUUCCUCCACGAAAUCCUGCAUAACUUCCCGCCGAUGCUCUCUCCCGGCUGACGCUUCCACAAUCAAUGGAAAUCCUUUCAUUCAUUCCACAGGGAUCGAAGAUCUCCACCUCAGACAUUCCUGUACUUUUAGCCUUUCUCACCAGGUGCAGCUCCAGUCUCCUCCCUUUGCACCCAAGGUUGCAGACUCUCAAUUGAAACUGUCCAACGCUCAUUCAAGAGAAGGCUGUUCCUUCGGUAAAAUCCCCUCUUACCGCUUCCGCUGUAAAAUCUGGGCCCCAAGCCACUAUGGCUAA